AUGUUCUGCGCUGUUGGAUUUGAAUUCGACCCAGCUACUGAGACUUGCGUCAUCAUCGCCGAGGGAGGCUGCACGUUGGGGACAAGACCUCCGACAGCUUCUACUCCUGAAUAUACAACUGUAGACUUUUCUACAACUGGAACGCCUUUUACAGUCACAGAAGAAUCAACAUAUCUUACUACAGAUGGGAUCAGUACAGUGACUAAUGAAUUACCAAAGAUUACUUCUACUCCAGAAGCGGAGACGACUACGCCCUCUAUUUGUCCUCCUGGAUUCUCUGGGAACCUUCCGCAUCCGUAUCUCUGUAAUUCGUACUUUAUGUGUAUCAAUGGCGUCGCGAUACAAGUCUUCUGUGCUGAAGGAUUUGAGUUUGAUCCAAUCACUGAGGCUUGCGUGAUUAUAGCUGAAGGAGGUUGCACAUUAGGAACAAGACCUCCAACAGAUACUACUCCUGGGUAUACAACUACAGAAUCAUCUACCACUACAUCACCAACAGCCACAGACGAAUCUACUUAUAUUACCACUGACGAGCUAACCACAGCUACUGAAGGCACUUCUACUACUGAGCUGCCAACUUCAGUAACAGCAGAGAGUACUUCUACUAUACAGCCUACUACAAUAACUACAGAAGGCACUCCUACUAGUGACUCACCUACGACACUAACUACAGUUGAUACGACAGUAUCAACAGAUGGCACCACAACCACUGAAGUAACCACUGAUAUACCCACUUCAGUUACUACUGAAGAUUCUACGACGUUAACUACAGAAGGUACAAGUACGACUGAGUUAUCUUCCACACCAACAACCCUUGCCCCAUCAACUCCAGAAGUGACAUCUACUACAGAAGCGGAGACGACUACGCCUUCGAUUUGUCCUCCUGGUUUCUUCGGGAACAUUCCGCAUCCGUAUCUCUGUAAUUCAUACUUCAUGUGCGUCAACGGAAUAGCUAUACAACUCUUCUGCGGCGAAGGAUAUGAAUUUGAUCCGGUCAAUGAGAUUUGCGUCGUCAUAGCUGAAGGAGGCUGCACGUUGGGAACAAGGCCGCCAACACAUACUACCCCUGAGUAUACUACUACAGACCAUCCUAACACUGUGCUGCCUACUACAGUUACAGACGGAUCUACGUAUUUGACUACUGAGAGUUCUACUACAGUAACUACAGAUUCUUCUACUGAGGAUGCAGGUACUACUGAAGCUACUACUGAACUGCCUACCUCGGUUACUACAGAAAGUUCUACUACACUAGCUACUGAAGGUACUAGUAAAACUGAACUUCCCACUGCCACCACCACUGAAGAGUCUACCACAGUAACUACCGAGGGAACUUUCACUCCUGAAAUAUCUUCCACACCAACAACCCUUGUCCCCUCAACUCCCGAGAUCACAUCUACUACAGAAGCGGAGACGACCACGCCCUCUAUUUGUCCUCCUGGAUUCUUCGGGAACAUUCCGCAUCCAUAUCUCUGUAAUUCAUACUUCAUGUGCGUCAACGGAAUAGCUAUACAACUCUUCUGCGGCGAAGGAUAUGAAUUUGAUCCGGCCAAUGAGAUUUGCGUCAUCAUAGCUGAAGGAGGAUGCACGUUGGGAACGAGGCCGCCAACACAUACUACCCCUGAGUAUACUACUACAGACCACUCUACCACUGUGCUGCCUACUACAGUUACAGACGGAUCUACAUAUCUGACUACUGACAGUUCUACGACAGUAACUACAGAUUCUUCUACUGAGGAUGCAAGUACUACUGAAGCUACUACUGAACUGCCUACCUCGGUCACUACGGAAAGUUCUACUACACUAGCUACUGAAGAUACUAGUACAACUGAACUUCCCACUGCCAGCACCACUGAAGACUCUACCGCAGCAACUACUGCCGGUUCUACUAUAGUAACUACCGAGGGAACCUUCACUACUGAAAUAUCUUCCACACCAACAACCCUCGUCCCCUCAACUCCAGAGAUCACAUCUACUACAGAAGUGGAGACGACCACGCCCUCUAUUUGUCCUCCUGGAUUCUUCGGGAACCUUCCGCAUCCGACUCUCUGUAAUUCGUACUUUAUGUGUCUUAAUGGCGUCGCGAUACAAGUCUUCUGCGCCGAAGGAUACGAGUUCGAUCCUGCUACCGAGACUUGCGUCAUCAUAGCUGAGGGAGGAUGCACGUUAGGAACCAGGCCGCCAACACAUACUACUCCAGAGUAUACAACUAUCGACUCAUCUACUACUGCAGCGUCUUCCACAGUCACAGAUGAAACCACAUAUCUUACUACAGGCAGAAUUACCACAACAUCUCCUGAAAGUCCUACGACUACUGAUCUGCCAACUUCAGUAACAAUAGAAGAAACAACUACAUUAACUACUUCUGAGGCCACAACAACGGAAUUGCCUACUACUACGCCUCCUGUAACAGUCACAGAUGAAUCUACGUAUCCCACUACAGACGCCACAGACGCUUCUUCUACUACUGAGUUGCCUACUACAAUAACUACUGAGGGAACCAUUACCACUGAAGUAUCUUCCACGUUAACAACAUUCCCCUCAACUCCAGAGAUCACAUCUACUACAGUAGUGGAGACGACUACGCCCUCGAUUUGUCCUCCUGGAUUCUUCGGGAACAUUCCGCAUCCGUAUCUCUGUAAUUCAUACUUCAUGUGCGUCAAUGGAAUAGCUAUACAACUCUUCUGCGGCGAAGGAUAUGAAUUUGAUCCGGUCAAUGAGAUUUGCGUCGUCAUAGCUGAAGGAGGAUGCACGUUGGGAACGAGGCCGCCAACACAUACUACCCCUGAGUAUACUACUACAGAUCAUUCUACCACAGUGCUGCCUACUACAGUUACAGGCGGAUCUACGUAUUUGACUACUGACAGUUCUACUACAGUAACUACAGAUUCUUCUACUGAGGAUGCAGGUACUACUGAAGCUACUACUGAACUGCCUACCUCGGUCACUACGGAAAGUUCUACUACACUAGCUACUGAAGGUACCAGUACAACCGAUCUUCCCACUGCUAGCACCACUGAAGACUCUACCAUACUAACUACCGAAGGAACCUUCACUACUGAAAUAUCUUCCACACCAACAACCCUCGUCCCCUCAACUCCAGAGAUUACAUCUACUACAGAAGUGGAGACGACCACGCCCUCUAUUUGUCCUCCUGGAUUCUUCGGGAACCUUCCGCAUCCGACUCUUUGUAAUUCGUACUUUAUGUGCAUCAAUGGCGUCGCGAUACAAGUCUUCUGCGCUGAAGGAUACGAGUUCGAUCCUGCUACCGAGGUAAUUUCUUUAUUCUUCUAA
Bombyx mandarina (wild silkworm) is the source of this 3288-nucleotide messenger RNA. RefSeq lists its product as uncharacterized. Gene Ontology annotation, cellular component: extracellular region. The record is from RefSeq and is a predicted model, not a curated record. Lineage: Eukaryota; Metazoa; Arthropoda; Insecta; Lepidoptera; Bombycidae. Gene Ontology annotation, molecular function: chitin binding.